CACGCGUUUCUCAUCCUGUUCAGCUCUGAUCAAAGAUGUCUUCCUUACGCAGCGAUAUUUGCGAAUGGCUUGGAGCUACAGACUCAGAGGAGGACUCAGAAGCCCUUAUAAACGAAUGUGUAUCCAUAUGCCAGAUGUACAAUCUAACAGCAAAGGACCUCCAAUAUAAAUGGGAAGCUUUCUCGUACGGUCAAGCGCAGACUAUCCUCCGCUUUACACGCGAAUCUGCAGCAGACAUAAAGGCCCAGAUCCAGCGGGAGAUACAAGCCAAGAAUGCUAGCAGCGUGUCCAAGUCAACAGCGACCGGCUUUACGCGCGGAAAGCUAGCGAAUUCUGCGAAAUUUGUGGGGGUGAACGCCAAGGGACUUACUGGACCGCUUAAGGCUGCGGCUCAACCGCCGAAAGCGCUUCUUGGAGGCACGGCGAGCGUCCCUGUGAAGCUUGAGCAGGACUUUGAUGGCCCGAUCGCUAGUUCAAGUAGGGUCACUUUUGUGGGUCAGAAAGAGGCUAGACAAAAUCGCGCUUAUCGGUACAUGUACGAAACAUUGGGCGAACGAAGCGAAACUCUGGACACACAACUCGAUGGGUUUGGCGAACUCAUCUUGAAACAUUAUCGGGAUGUCGGUCAGUUGGGUCAUCCCGGUGUUUUCUCCGAGGAAUCUUGUGUUGUCGUGGGCCGGAUCGUGCUAGACGCUGAGGCUUCUGGGCCAGGCGUCAAGUUGAAUGAUCAGUCGCUAAUUCUCGAGGCAUCGCGAGCGCACGGCGAUGGACACCGUGUGCCUCUGCAACUCGCGCCAGAUCUCAAGAUUCGGGGAGGGUAUAGAGGCUUGGGUGGUGUGGGCCUAUUUCCUGGUGCGGUUGUGGCACUCAAAGGGCGCAACGGUGGUGGAGGCUAUUUCAUUGCGUCUGAGAUUCUGGCUAUACCCCCAAUGCCAGCGUCUCCUGCCCCACCGAGUAACGUGGCAGCAAGUUUCGACAUGUGCAUAGCAUGCGGGCCAUUCACUCCAGAUGCUAACCUCGACUACAAACCAUGGAAAACUCUCAUCAGCAACCUCAAUGCAUCAAAACCUGCCGUCGUCCUGCUUCUCGGGCCAUUCGUAGACGCUACACAUACCCACAUACAGGACGGUAUGGUUGGCGAGACGCCAUCAGACAUUUUCAAACGCCAAUUUAUCGCUCCCAUCCGCGAUUUCCUUUCUCAAUCACCAACAAGCACAGUCCUUCUCGUACCAAGUGUGAAGGACAUCAUCAGCGAUCACGCAGUCUUUCCUCAAUGCGAGCUUGAUGACGAGUUUCGUGGCGAUCCACGGAUACGACUCCUUCCUAAUCCUGCACGCUUCUCACUAAACGGGAUUUCUUUCGCUGUGUGCAGCGUGGAUGUGUUGUAUCACCUGCGGAAGGAGGAGUACUUUAGACGUGGAGAAGAAGUAGAUUCUAUCGUAUGCGAACCAGAGGCUGCUAGCGACCCCAUGUCAAAUCUCAGCAGAUAUGUUUUGCAGCAGAGAAGCUUUUAUCCGAUAUUCCCUGUUUCCUUGGACGUUGCACACGAAGUCAAUCUUGACGUAUCGCAUUCCGCAGAGUUGAGAGUCGCCGAAAGUCCUGACGAUCCAGGCCCUGACGUGAUGGUACUACCCAGUCGGUUGAAACACUUUUCAAAGGUCGUGGACAAUUCAGUCGUUGUCAAUCCGUCAUAUUUGACAAAGAGCACGUAUGCCACCCUCUCUUAUUCUGGACAGGGGACGGGAUUUCCUAAAGAUCGGAUAUCGGCUGAUAUUGCAAGGCUGUCUUAGAAUACUUACUGAGCUCAAAGAGUUGGAGACAAUAGUUUUCAAGAAGGUUUCGUUCCCCCUCAGUGGCGGAGCAGCAAGCCAAGGCAUUUUGGAGUGGGAAAGCUCGUCCGAAUGGUCCUACUGAACACCUUGUAAACAUUUGAAUCCCAAGUUAUGGUGUCAGAGCGGAACAGUCUAAAGUAUAACUUUACA
Messenger RNA from Suillus subalutaceus, 1982 nucleotides. RefSeq names its product DNA polymerase alpha/epsilon subunit B-domain-containing protein. Gene Ontology annotation, molecular function: DNA binding. Gene Ontology annotation, biological process: DNA replication; DNA replication initiation. The coding region runs from base 36 to 1790 and encodes 584 amino acids. The transcript has 10 exons. Gene Ontology annotation, cellular component: alpha DNA polymerase:primase complex. The record is from RefSeq and is a predicted model, not a curated record. Lineage: Eukaryota; Fungi; Basidiomycota; Agaricomycetes; Boletales; Suillaceae.